Messenger RNA from Cyphellophora attinorum, 1302 nucleotides. RefSeq lists its product as uncharacterized. The record is from RefSeq and is a predicted model, not a curated record. The transcript is spliced from 3 exons. Lineage: Eukaryota; Fungi; Ascomycota; Eurotiomycetes; Chaetothyriales; Cyphellophoraceae. The coding region runs from base 1 to 1302 and encodes 433 amino acids.
AUGCCCAAAGUCGCGAAGCAGCGGGGCAAUAGCCCCAAGACAGCCAAAGUGGAAGGAAAGCGCCAGCGGAACGUCGAGGCCGUGCCGCGGAACGACUAUGAGAGAUUCCUGUAUCGACUCAAGAAAUUCAUGAUCGAUAUGCUGCCGGAAGUCCCCGAGCGGGAGAAUAUCCUGCUCCCUCAGCUGGAUGCGGCAACCGACAGCUUCCUCAUUGUCGCCCUCAAAAGGAAGGCUCCAGAAAUAGGUCUCAAGGCGGACGAUGUGCGAAGCCUGCUCAAAAAGAUGCUUAUAGCGGCUGCCCUGGUGCUGGAGAGGAACGAGCGCAUUGCGCAGAGGCCCCAGCCCCGCCCGAAGUGGCACGCUUUCAAGAGGACCACGGCCCAAAAGUCAUCCCAGACGGACGCCAACAAACUCAGCAAGCUGUUCGAGUACCUGCAUGAAGGCGAUGUUGAUGGGGUCUCUUUCGGAAGAUGGUUCCCCCCGUUGAAUGCAACAAUAGGGCCGGAUGGCCGUCUCCGCCUGGGCACGGAGGCUGAUAAAUGGUAUAAGCGACUCGGAACUUCAGAGCAGCGCCAACGACUUUACGACAUGCUCGACUCGAUCGAAGUGCCGCAAGUCGAGGAGAAAAGGUCGGAGUUGGACGCGGCCGAAGGAUUGCUCCUCUUGGGAGAUAAUGCCGCUGUUCACAAGCCGGAACGUAUGGCCGAUGCCAGCGCGAAUGGCCCGUACCAUGUGAGCCCUCCGAACACGCCAAAAAAGGCCUCCGGAUGGAUUGCCAACAACGCAAGUACGACCGAUGCGAGACAGAGUCGUUAUGCUGACCUGGCCAAGUCAUCUUCCAACGGGUCGCGGAGCAACGCCCGCCGUGGUCUUCCGGCGAUCGGGAGCGCUCCGAACACUGGAAAAAGAAAAAUCUCCAUUCCUGACCUCCUCAACCCGGAGUCGAGCGAUAGCAGCCGUACUAUGAAGGCGACUGGCAGCACCGCCAGCAACACUCCCAGUAGCACUCCCGGCACAUCUCCCGGCAGCACUCCUGACGCCGAUCGCAGGCGCCAGCUUCAGGAUGACUUCGAAAGAAGCGCUGCUGAAGUGCGACAACUGCUAGACGACCGACUUCUCGCACUCGUUGGAGAAGUUCAUCGAGACGCAACGGGCGGAAGGCAUCCCGUCAACGAGCGGUCGACCGACAACAGCCAUGAGUCUGCCGCAACUGGUCGCACUUCCGGCGAAAACUGGAGACAACUGUCAGGUGAUGUCAUCUACCCCGGACUGGGUGGCAUGAGAUUCGAACGCGGCGUGUGA